UCGAUUGAAAUAAUAUCGAUUAUUAUAUUUAGUUAGGUUUGAUUAAUAUUGUUAUUUACAAAUUUAAAGUUGUUAUAAUGUUGUCAUUCAAUAAAAAUGUCAAUACCAAUUGAAAACAACUACUUAAGAUUGUUAAUUUUUAAUAGAAUGGGCAGCAUUACUUCGUCAAACCAAUUAUUUUUCUGUAACAUUUUGAAAAAAAAGCUUAAGUUGUUUUUUUAUUUUAGUUUUUUGUGGUGAUGGCGACAGACACUAUUUGUCGCUUGUGUUCGUUGGACUGUGACAAUUAUGUGAAACUUUUUGAACAAGAGAGUGAAAAAGCCGAUCUUGUUGAAAAAAUUAAACAAUGUCUUCAAAUUUGGAUUUGUCCUGAAGAUACACUGCCUAAAGCUAUUUGUUUAGUUUGUUAUGGGAAAUUAGAAGAAUUUUUCAAUUUCUACAGCUCAUGUCACCAAUCACAGAGUUGUUUAAUGGAAAUUUUCAAGAAGAAGGAUAUCCAUAAUAACUCUUCUCCUUUUAAUAUUUUCCCUCUUUCUGAGAAAGGAACUGAGAUUUAUCAGUUAACUGAUUUUGAUGAAAAAACUGACUUGGACUAUGAUGUCGACUGUGUAUUGUUAGAUGAUCGAGGUAGUGCCAAUACCUUAAAAAAAAAGAGGGCUGUUAAAACUCCUAGAAAAACUUCAUUUGAAGAUGUUCUAACUGAGAACUUUAGGAAUGAAAAAAUUGAAAUCAACAAGCCAUCAAAAUCAAGAGAAAUCAAAAGUGAAAGUCAAGAUGAAGAGAGAAGUGACUUAGAUGAUGAUCUCUUUGAUUUUCCUAACUCUUCUCAAAGUUUCUCAUCAAAAAAAAUAUUUGAAGACUACGUUUGGAAAUGCUCAGACUGUGACAAAGAACUCUCAUCAUUAUCAUCAUUGAAAUUGCAUUAUCAACAAGUUCAUAACCAAGCACCUAACUUUAAAUGUACUUAUUGCAAUAAAGUUUACACUCGGUACAGAAGUUUUGCAAGACAUGUUAAAUUACAUGUUGAUUCUAAAAAGUACAGUUGUGAUAUAUGUGGCAAAUGUUUUUCUCAAAAAACAGUACUUCAAUCACAUAGUACUGUACACAGUGAAGAAAGGCCCCAUGUUUGUCCUCAGUGUGGCAAAGCAUUUAAACAGUUCAGUUCAUUAUAUCUCCAUAGUAAAUGUCAUCUGCCAGAACAAGCUAAACCAAAGUAUCCUUGUUCUGUCUGCUUGAAAGUGUUUUCCUCUAAACAUACUGUUGAAACUCAUAUGAAACUUCAUACAGGAGAAAGGAAUUUUAUUUGUGAUAUUUGUGGGAAACGUUUUAUUUCUAAAGGUAGUUUGGACUACCACAUUUUAGCUCACAAUGAUGCAAAACCUCAUUCAUGUCAAGUUUGUGGCAAAUGUUUUAAAACUGCUAGACUUUUAGCAAAACAUUCAACUGUUCAUACUGGAGUUAAACCACAUCAGUGUGAUGUAUGUGGCAAACAAUUCCGAGAAAGAGGUGCUCUGAAGGAGCACAAUAGAAUACAUACUGGAGCCAUGCCUUACUCAUGUGAAUAUUGUGGCAAAAAUUUUAGGUUUAAAGGAAUCUUAACUGUCCAUAGACGACAACAUACUGGAGAAAGGCCUUAUAGUUGUGGAGAAUGUCGCCGGGAGUUUACGAAUUGGGCUAACUAUAAUAAACACAUGAAGCGUAGGCAUAAAAGUCGACCGUCUCCAGUAAUGAAUGCAUCAGAAAUGAUCCCUGUAGGCCAGGAUACUUCUUUGGUCUCUCCUCCACCACCUCCUCCUCCUCCUCCCUACAUAGAAUGUGCACCACCUCAACCCCCACCUCCUCCUUAUAAGUUGCCGGAGGAUGGUACCUUCAGAGUUCAGCCUCCACCCUCUUAUCCAAGCCCUCCGAUACACAUGGCCUAUUAUUUACACCCACUUCAUGGAAUUUUGCAGAGGACUGACUAAAUAAUAUUAAUAUUCUUGCUAUAUUAAAACCAAUUGCUCUGUGCAAAUAUCUUCUUUGAUUAUCAAGAGUAUGGUUUCUGUUCUCUUAAACACCUAGCUUUAAGUUAUUAAAAAAAAUAAAUCAAAAUUAAAUAUUUUAAGUUAAGUUCUAUAUAAGUAACUUUUUCAUAGAUAUAUUUAAUAUUUAUUGUAAAUAAUAUAAUUUAUUCUAAGCAUAUGUUGUAUUUCAACUGUGGUAAUUUAAUAUAGAUUCUUCAGCAAUUAGACAAGCAAGAUGACAUUGAAGGUAGUUGAUAAUUUGCCUACUAAUAUGUUAUAGUGGAACUUCUCUUAAACAGACAUACUAAAGAAUUAUAAUUUGAUUGCUAAUUAAUAUCUGCUUGUAAGAAAAGACUGUUUAAUGUACCAACCUUGUUAAAAUCUAAAACUGCAUAAGAAAUACAAAUAUCCGCUUGUGAAAAAGAAUGUUCAAUGUACAAAGCUGGCUAAAAUCUAAAAAUAGAUAAAAAAUACAAAGGAAGUUGUAGUUGGAAAAAGCAGCAAAUAAUAUCAAAUGUUUUUUUGUGAUUUUAUUUUUUAUAAACAUACAUAUGCCUACGGGUGCAGAUGCGCUCUUAGAGUGAUUUGGUUGUACCAGUGGCAAUGUUGAAAUAAAACAAGAAAUUAAAGAAAAUAAAUAGGAAGUUAUUUACUCCUUUUUAAAACUAAUUUUUGCAAAUUAGUUUAUGAAUAUUACAAAUGUGUAUCUGUAUGGUAAAUUUCGAAACAAGGUUCCAUACAGUCUGAACACAUGUAACAUGACCUCUUUCCUUUUUUUUUUUUUUUUUUUUUUUUUUUUUUUUUUUUUUUUUUUUUUUUUUUUUUUUUUUUUUUUUUUUGUACCUCACAAUCUCGCAUAUGCCCUUCAGGGCUUUUUUGGGGGAGAAGUGCUGACUUGUCAAUCUGAUUUUUGAUGUUAUGCUUUCUCAUGACUGCUGUUUUUUGUUUUUUUUUCAUGGUAUUUAUUUACCAAUUCCCUUACCAACUCCAGUUGAAACUUAACAAACGGAUUUUUUUUUUUUUGUUUAAAGCUUGAUAAAUUAUGUGGCUGUUACAAACACAUAUAUCUAUCAAAUGGAAAAAAUUAUUGUCUGUACCAUUGGUACUUUUUCUUAUUGUUGCUGCUGCACUGAGCACGUCUGUUUUAUCAACAACUCCCAUCUUGUGCUUAUAGUCUAUAACAACAGUAGGUUUUAUAACUUUUUCCUCUGUUCUGUAAUCCACUUCUUUUUUUUCUGCAGUUUCAGCCUUGUGUUGAGUUUAAAGCAUCCAGACUUCUUUCUUGUCCUGCCAUUUAAUUGCUACAAUUUUUUCAGAAGAAAAUCUUUAUGUGAAAUUCCCUCUUUUUAGUUUCUCCUCCAUCAGAGGCAUUGGUACAUUUUUUGUGCAGCCACAUAAAUAAUUCUGGGCUUGUGUACCAGUUGUCAUCAUAUAAGGAGUGACCCUGGUCCAGAUAGGGCUAGAACAAAGUCACCAGAUACUCCUAACCCAUACUGUUUGAGGUCAGUAGAUACACCUGUGUACACAAUACAAUCCAUUAUGUAGCAUAGAAUUUCACUGUUUUAUUGUUGCAUAGAAGAAACAAUUUUAUUCCAAAGCGACAUCUCUUUGAUUUGAUGGUGUAUAUUGUUUGAAUGAAAGCUGGCCCUUGAAUAAAAUUAAGCUCUCAUUAAUGCACAGAUUUCAGUAGGGCUUUAACAAUUUACGAAAAGUGUCUCUAAGGUGACUUAUAAUACUUCUAAUCUUCAAAAGAUGAUCACCUUUGAUAAUGCUAUUGUUCAAAAAAUGUAUGUGGCGUAAAAUAAGAAAAAGCCUGUCUCGUGACAUUACAUUUCAGAAAACUAGUGCUUCAAUAAGAUUACCGUGAGACCAAUAUUCUACUAGUUAGAAUUUUUUAACUUUGGCCAUUAAUAUAAUAGGGUUUAUAAAAAAAAGACCGCUUUUCAACCAAAUAUUUGUAUUAUUAUUUCUUUAACAUAAAAUACAAUUAAUACUCAAAGUUUAGUCCAUUGUUAUCUACAGUCUUUAGCCACUGCUAGCCAAUUCCUUGAUCCUAUGUUGAUAUCAUUCUUUGGAAUGGCUAUUAAAAAAACUCUUGUAACUUCAUUGCAACUUCUGCAAAAUUAUCAAUUUUUUUCCCUUGAAAAAAAUGGACUAUGGAGAUCUAAAUAAAUAGUAAUCCGAUGCUGCGAGUUCUGGACUAUAUGGUGGAUGAUUUGUUAUAGGAAAUAUCUGUUACAAGAUGUUCUUUAUAAUACUUUAUUUAUUUAUUUUUAUUAUGAUUUCACCGCCUCAAUGUUUUGCAAUUGCAAAUGUCUCCGUACCAGAAAAAGGUUGCGAACUCCUGGUGUACAGCAUAUGUACCUAAAUCCAAUGUGAUACUUUCUGGUUGCUUUAUUAGUUCAACUUGUCCUUUCAAAGUUAAAAAACAGUUAUUUAAUAUCAUUUUAAUAAAUUCUUUCCAUUUUUUAAACACGUGAUACAUCAAAGUAUCACUAGCACACUUGAUAUACUUAUUUAUUAACUUUCAUGAUAACUAAAUUAAAAUUGUUUUAAAAAAGACUGAAGGGAAAUAGAAAAAGUUUUUUUAAAACAAUAAUGAUUUGAUUACAUAUAAAAAGUGCAUUAGGGAGGGGAGUAAGCACACCAGUGAUGGACAUAGCUAAGGAAAUUUCUGUAUUUUUUUGCUAAUGCCGCCUGGUGGGAUAUAAUUAAAUUAUUAUAUUGAUAAACUUCUCUAUUAGACAUUUAGAAUCUCUAGGUCUCCGUUAUCUAUUUAACACCUUAAAAUUGAAAAAAUGUUCAGUUAUGCAGAUAUUUUAAAAAAAUUUGCACUAUUGAUGGACAAUCCGAAAUUCAGUUGUUCUAGUAAUGGACAGGGGGUUGUAUCAGUUAUAGACAUGCCUCAGAUAGAUUCUAAAAUCUUCAUUUAACUAUAAAGAUAAGAUAAGAUAAAUGUUCAACUCACUCUUAGCAAAACUGCUAGUAGGAAGGAAUGAUCUCAAGAGCACUCUAGAAACGAUGAUAGGCAUUUUAAAAUUUUCUUUUGGGAACUUUGUGUUCAUACAGUUGUCAAUAGAGGGCAUUGUUCUUCAAUCUAGAAAAAACUAGAACCUUUAAAUCAACAAGGAAUUUUAUUAUUUACAUUUAAAGUCCAACCUGUCCAUCACUGGGUUCCCUGUCCAUAACUGGUGUGUUUAUCAAAAUAUAGAAAAAUAUUUAAAACCUAUAACCACCUGCCGUUCAAAAAAAUAAGCCUUGCUUUUCCUGCUGUCUGUUUUGGAGAAACUUUUUUGAAACAAAAAUUAAUAGAUCCAUUAUUAAAAGAUCUGGUUAAUAGAAGUGCAAACAAUAUAAAUUAAAUAAUAUAAUGAAAUUGUACAGAAUUAACCGUUUAUGUAAGAAUUAUUAGAAGUGUCUGUUAGGAGAAGAUCCAUUGUAAAUAGUUGUUUAUCUUACUAUAAGAUUUUCAUUUGGCUUUGACUGAAUUUUUAUUGUUAUAUUAAUAAUUCUAGACUAAGUUUUAAACAUAAUGAAAAUCAUUUAAGUGAAUGAUAAAUUAUAACAUAUAAAAUAUUUAAAAAGGAAUUAAGUACUCUUUCCUGGUUAUUUCGUUUCGGUAUAGUAAUUAACUUUAAUGAACAUCAUUUUUCAUUCAGUGAAUAUCAAAACCACAAAUCAUCACGAUAGUUUCUUAAGUUUAUCUCUUGAUGUGGGUUGUUGGAUAAAUAUAAUGUUGAGUAUAAAAAGAAUCUUCAUAUAGUUGUGCUCUAUAAUCAGAUUCCAGAUUUUUAUGAAAUAAAUAUGCUAAUAAUUGUAAGUUUUAAAAAAAACUUUUUCUAUUAUCAGAAAGAAAACAAAAGUAAGGAUUAUUUUUUCAUUAUUUGUGAAAACUGAUUUGAAAAUCUUUAGCAGCCCAUAAAGAGAUCAUUUCACAUGUAUUGCGUGACUCUCAUCAAACAUGUAAACAAAAUAUUCUAGUUCAUCUUGUUACACGUUCACAACAGGGUCAUGUUAUUAAGAAAGAAUUAAUAUGCCCCAACUUGCAGUGCACUGACUUGAAAAUGUUUAGUUUUUCAUCGAUUAGUGAUAUUAUUUAUAAAAAGCUAUGGCAUCACUAAUGACUAUUUCCCAAGAAACAUGAUUAUAUUUUCAGUUAAUUACUUAUUCUAACAGCAAUACUGCAGAAUGCAGUUACCAGCUGCCAUGGUGAUUGCUUUUACAGGGUUAGGAUACGCAGGCACUGAGUUGAGGAACUCUGAACUAGUCUGUGACAACCAUAUAUCGAAAUAAACUAUCCUUGACAUUAUCUUAUUUUUCAGGUUCGGUGCCAUUUUUUAUGUUCAAGGUCUAAGUUCACCAAUAAUAAACGUUUUAACUUUAUUUAUUUAUUAUUCAACGUUUCAGCUUCUUGAGCAAUUUUAAAGAUUCUGCAAAAAAUUUUAAUUUAGUUAUUUUUCUUUAAAAUAUAUCAUUGUAAAACAUAUAAUAAUUCAUAACCAGUCUGUUACAUAUAUAGUCAUUAUUCUAUAUUUUAUUUUAGAAAAAAAAUUAUUAUACAAUAUAACAAUUUUUUUAUAUUGUGGUUUGGAAUUAAUGCAAACAUUAUCUACCUACCAUGCACUGUUUCAUAUAAAUUUUUAAAAUAUAUCAUAGUAAUAUAAUUCGUCAGUUGAUCAUUCCCUUAUUUCAUUGAAUGUCACUUUUAUUUCUAAAAGUUAUAUAUAAAUAAUUAAAAUAUAAUGUUAAAUUUUAAUAAAACAAUUUUAAUUAAAAUAUAAUGUUAAAUUUUAAUAAAACAAAACAAAAAGAAUAUAAUUUUAUCUUAAAAUAUGUUCCUCCUUAUUAGAAGAUAUUAAAUCUGAUGUUCCUUUAAUGCAUUCAUUCAAGACUGGAUUUGUUUUAUAUAGGAGUGGGGUGGAGGGGUUAGAGAUCAGUUGUUUUAUUUUAAGUCAUAUUUUGAAUAUAAAUUAUUAUAUAUCCUCGAGAUAUAAUGUAAAGGGACUGUUUUAGUUUUAAAGAGCGAUAAUUAACUUAAUUGUAUACAUCAUAUUGGCGUUCCAACAAAGGUUGCCUUUUCAUGUCAGGGUUGACCUCCAGAGGUCACGGUCAAGCCAAUCUCCAUCCAAUCCUGAAGACCCAGACCAAUCAUCUCUUCCACUUCAUGUAUCCACCUUUUUCUGGGUCAUCCUCACCUCCCUUUCCGGGUGGUUGCCAAUCAAGAAUUUGAUUAGACCAUUGCUCGGUAGACAUUCUUCUUAAUUGUUUAUAAAAUUAUUAAUACAAAAGAAAUUAUUUCAUAGCAUAAUAAAGUUCGUUUUAUAUUAAUUAUUUUAACUAAAUUCAUUCAAAUGUUCAUUUCAGUAAAGUUUCUCCAUUAAGACAGGUUUUACUGUUUACACUUUCAUAAAAAAAUAUUUCAAAUCAAAGUUUAUUUAUUACAUUUAAAUUAAGUUUAUACAAUAAUUUUUAUAGCUGAGCAAAUUUACGUCAGAGAUCUAAAUAAUUAAAUUAAAGUCGAAAAAUUACCAAAAUUAGUUGUUUAAUUAUUCAUUGUGUUGAGAUGGUCAGACCGCAGAACUUAUUUUGGCUAUUUUUCUAUGAUUUCUGUGACUGCCUAUAUGUUUCACAAAAAUCUGGUUUUCGAUUGUAAUCAACAUAUUUUUUGUGAUUCAUCAGUUGCAUAUAAUAUAAACUAAUUUAUUUUACAGAAACCAAUUUCUCCUUUUUAAGAUUUAGCUUAGAAUUUGAAAGAUCAAAUUAUCUGGAAAAGACACUACUUAUAACCUUAGUAUCUACAAUUUUAAUUAUUAUUUAUUUUAACUAUAUUUGGUAUUAAGUAAAAUAAAGCUGGUUCAUAUUUUUGCUUUUUUAUUUUGGGAGAGCUUGACCUAUUUUUAUGUUGGUUCUAAACUAAAGCUUGUUUGCUUAUUUAUGUGAGGGCCUGCUGGUGGUUCAUAAAUUUUUCUUUAACAUCCUAGGAUAGUUUUUUUUUUAUUAUUAUUUAUCAUAUCUAUUAAUUGCGUUUGCUAAUAUAUCUAUGAACUGGCCAGUCAUUAUAUGGUAGAAUUUCUGUAUAUCGAACACAAAGAUUUCUUAGAAGAAGUUUUCUAGGCAACUUUUAUGAUUAAAUAUCUUUCCAUCUCCUCAAUAGCUUUCUGAAUUUUUAAUAAUAGUCAUAUUGAUGUGCCCUGAAGAUAUAGUAUAUAAUAAUUUAGUAACUAAGAAACAAAUUUUAAUAGCUCAAAAUUGUAGAAGAUUGGCUUCUUGAACAAAUACAAAAAUGCGACAGGAUGUCCUUUACCUCUUAAGUACAGAAUUGCUGAUACCAUACUUGUUGCAUAUUUUUCGAUAUAUAGAGAUUCAACUGUAUUUAAAAUUUUAUCUGUGAAGUAAAUGCAAAUCAUUCUUUACAAUUCAUCAAAUUUAAGGAUUUUGUUAAAUUUUCCCCUAUGUAUAUAUAAGAUGUUCUCCAUUCUCUACAUAAAAUGAUGUAAUGUAGAUAAUUAUUAUUUGUAGCAAUAUUAAUAUUAACCAGAAGUGCCUGAUAGUGAUUCUGUAACUGUGAUCUAUCUUAGUAGUUAUAAUAAGUUUUGCAAGGUUGAUUUCUUGUUUUUCUUUGCAAGCAUGACCUCACUUAAAGGAAACUUAGUAUUCAUUAAAAGUUAAUAUAAAUACUUAUUAAAAACAUUUGAACAGCCUUAGUUGUUUAUUAGAAAUAAUUAAGAUAUUUGAAAAAAGUUUUAAAAAUAAUUCAUUAUAUUGAUUCACCAAUUUUUAAUUGAAAAUUAAUUUUGUUAUAUCACUUGUAUAAUAGCAGAAAACAUUUGUUGACUGUCUAUUAGAGAACUCCAGUAAUCUGCUAAAUCACAAACUAAUCUUAUAGUGGUAUCUUUCAAGAUUUCCCUCCUAUGUUUUGAUUUAGAGCUCUGCUAGUUUUUGAAGUGUUUUCCUCAGCUAACAUUUCAAUAAUAAAAAUCUCUGCCCGUAAUCAUUAAUUUCCUUAAGCAUUCACUGAAUUCUAUUGGAAGAUAAACUUAUACAAUUCAGCAAAACUUACUAUCAAUGCUAUUUUAAUUAUAAAUUGGCAAAAUUGCUGAUUAAUGAAAUAUUUUUAAAAUUAUUCAUAAAUUAAUAAGUUAUUGUGAGUGGGGUGUAGCUAAAUGCACAUUUUACUAUACUUUUAAUAGUUAAAUAUUUUAUCUUGUAACCUUUGUUAUAUCCUCUCACAUACAAAAGUAUUAUUAAUGUAUAUAUUUUUUUAUCCAAUUAUAAGGCGUUAAUUUAUUCAAAUAUAUUUUAUUGCAAAAAAAUAUGUAGCUGUGGUAUUUAUAUUUUAUAUAAUAUGUAUAAGUUGAUGUUUCUUUACGAGUUCUGUGAUUAAUUUCCAUUCUCUGGAUUUAACCACUUAUAUAUAAUGGUCUAUUUGUUAUUGGCUUGUUGGUAAAAUUCACCAAGUAUAACCGUCAAAAUGUUAUGUUGAGCUCAAUUAUUAAUAAAUCAUUGGUUAUAAGUCAUUAAUAAAAAAAUUCUACAGGAAAAAUUUACAAAUUUUAGUAUAACUCAAUUUUUGUUUACCAUUCUUAUUCUGACAUUUCCGUAAUAUGUAAUUAUAAAAGUGAUUUUUACUUCCAAGCUGACAAUAUACUUCCGUACUUAGUAUUAACAAAUUGUAAUUAUCUAUUAGCUUGAAUCUCAAAAGUUUUUACUAAUUGUACUUGUCUGUUACUUGAACUGACUGAUAAUUGUGUACUAUGUACACCUAUAUAUAUAUAUCUGCUAUGUCAGAGGGCAAAUAUUAUGUUUAUUUGUUUGUUUUUUUCUGAUAAAAGUUCAUUUUAAAUAUUAAAUAUAAUUGUUAUAUUUUUUCAUGCAAUUUACGAAUUAAAAUAUUUACAGUUGUUUAUUGUAAUAAAUUGUAUUAACCUUUGAUGAGUCUGCUUAUUUCACCACUAUAAACUAGUGAAGGAUAAAAGGUCAACGUUCCAAAAUGAAUGAGCUGUUUUAAAAUAUCAAUUAAAACUAUCUGUUUAUUUGAACAUUUAAAGCAUUACAAAAGGAAAUUUGAUUUUCCACAUAAACUUUCUAAAAUGUAUGAACUUUUGGGAUAAAAGUGGUGGGUGUUGUUAACUGACAAAUUAUUAAAUACAAACAUUAACAAAAAAAAAAAAAAAAUCAAUGAAAACAUUCUUCUUAAAACACAAUCUCAAACUAUCGCAGUGAGAGUUGUUCUAUAGAUGCUGUUUUAAGAUGCAACAGUCGUCAAUGACCAUUCUAUCUUGCCAGUAAUUUAAAACAUAGGUAAAUUUGACCUAAUGUCUACGUAAUAUAGAAUCAUACAAUGAAAACUGGGAGACAGCUAUAAUAUAGAAUAGUAAUUAAUACAUAUUUCUUUUUUCAAAAUCCUCUCUCAGACGAAUCUUGGAUUUUUCAUUAUUAUUUCUUCUUGUUUCAUUUUCUUAUAUCAUAUAAAUAUCCCACAAAGAUGUCCGCCCGUCUGCAGCUUUACAAGGCAUAGAUUUUGACAAAGAAGAAAUUAUUUUUUAUUAUAGAUAAACAAUCUGUAUACAGUUAAAAUAUUAUAAAAGAUGAAAUAAAAUCAUAAAAUACAUACUGAAAUUUAUAAAUACAUAGAAACAAGUGAGAAGAAAAACUAUUAUGAUGUUCUUUUUUUUUUUUUUUUUAAAUUGUUGCAAACUGUCUUAUUGGAGCCUAAAAUCAAUACUUCUACCCCAGAUAAGGCACUUGCAAUAUAUAUAUUUAUUAUAUAUAUCCUAAUAAUGAUAAAAUAUUAGCAGAUCAUUUUAACAGCUAAUACAUUGUAAGUAGUUUCAGUUCGAAUUUUAUUUAUAUACAAAAAUAAAACUAGAACAAAAAAAAAUAAUAAUAAUAAAAUAAAGAAAAAGAAUAAUCAAUUCAGUUUAAACUAGAGAUUGAGUCUCUGAUGUUCAAUCCCUCCAUUACAAGCACUCCUUGAGCGAAACUAAUAAUAAAUAAUUCUGAAUGUUAGAUGCAUUUAUUAGCUCUUCAUUUACUCAAAAGGAAAAUAUUUGUACACAAUUAAUCAUUUAACUUUUUCCCAAGUUAGAUCAUGGGCACUAACUUAUGAUAGUUGUCAUUUAUAUAUACAAAAAUUAUUUGUCGUCCCUUAAAAAAAUUACAUUUAACUCAACAUUUUUUUCUCAAUUUACUUUCUUAAACUGAAGACUGGAGUGCCAUUUCUAGUUGUGGCACAUAUUUCUGUGAUAUAUAUACAUAUAAAUAAACGGGUAUAUGCAUCGGAUAGCCUUAAAGCUGUGCUAAAGACCAAAUCUUUUAAGGGGUCCUUAACUGGAGAAUCUUUGGUUAUGUCCUCCCCAAAGCAAUCCGAUCGUUGUCAGCCUUCAUAAUGAUCCUAUAAAAGGCCUACCAAUAUGUAUAUAUACAAUCACAUAAUGACUUUAUUAAAUAUAUUCAGUAAGAAUAAAAUCACAGUGUUAAUGCCCCUAACUUAUUAAAAAUACACAUACUGAAUUUUUAAUAUUCUUUAGGCGUAUAAACAUUGAGUUGUAUGGGAUCAUAUAUAAUAUUUACACAUCUAUAUAAGUACAUACAACAUUAUAUAACCAGUUGUGUAUACGCCCAUAUGUGCAUAGUUGUAGUUUGUGGCUAGGCUGAAGAAGAGCGGGGGCGAGAUCGAUUGGCUGAGAGAGGCAGGGAAUACGGUGAGAGAAUUAUUGCCCCCACCAAUCGGGGUCGGAGGAGCUGUUGUUCUGGUUGGAUGAAUAAGAACCACCAUAGCCUGCGUUGCCGCUACCCCCUCCGUAGUAACCUACAAAAUCACAUUCAUUAAUUACAAAUAUAAUACAAAUUAAAAGCUUUAUAACAUUAUUCAUGUUAUUUAAAAUUUUUAAGUAAAUAACUUCAUUAACUUUUGAUGUACUGUUUUGGUGUAAAACGUAACAUUUUAUCUGGAAUGAAUUCCAAAGAAGCAGCCAGUUCUCUAGAAGAUCAUAUUCACAACAAACAAUCCUGUUUAGGUUAUAAGAUAUUUAGGUUGUUCUUAAUAAUAAAAACAAUUAAUAAUUUUUAUUAACAAUUAAUAAACACUCUUUAUCUUUUCUAGUAACAACCAUUUUGCUGUGUAAAGAAACCCUUUAAAAACAUUAUCACUUAAGUCACACUUUAAAAUUUAAACAAAAAUUUCAGAUAAUAAAUCUGUCGGGUAUCUUCAACUCCGUUCCGAUGAAGGAACACUCCUCACAGACACCCAAAGAAACCUUCUUUCUAAUACUCUAAAAAAAGUAUUCAAACAUCUUCAAAGAAAAGGGAGACCAAACACCUUUUAUCAAGCAUUCAAUACAACUUGAGGAAGAACACACUCCUUCUGCAGUACCUCCCUACACAAUGAGUCGUGCAAAAUAAGAUAUUUUAAGCACAGAAAUUGAUAAUAUGUUAUCAAACAAUAUUAUCGAAGAAUGCGAUACCCCAUUUGCCGCCCUUGUCGUUAUGGUUCCUAAACCUAAUGGUAGCAUAAGGGUAAGGGUAUACAUUGAUUACCGAAAACUUAACGCCAUAUUCAAGCAAAAGAUACAUUCAUUCCUGAAUUUAUUCCUUUUCUACUUAACUCAGGUAAGACUCUCGAAAUGUCAAGAACAAAAACAAACAAAUCUCAAAACAGACAGAACACUUAUGCCAACCGAAAAAGACGAGUAGCAACCGAAUGCCUUCCAGGUCAAUAUGUAUGGGUAAAUACUUACCAAUUAACAAAUUUAAACAAAGAAGUAACAAACAAGUUACCACAACGGGGCGGUCCCUGUAUCAUAAAAAGAAGUUCAGGAGACAACACAUACGAAAUAACGGACCCAAGAAGAAAUGGCCUAGUCUUAGGUCGAUGGCACUUAUCUCAUUCAGCCAUAACAGUUGGUAUUUUGAUCAAAAUGAAUUGUAAAGUUUGGGAAACAAGGAUUAAUGUUUAUAAUGCUAUGUUAAAAAACAUACUCCUGUACGACCCAAAUAUGGUCUCUAGAGGUAUUAUCUAUUUCACUGGUACUGCCCUCUGCUGGCAGUUGAUCACUGCUUUAGUGGAAUAGAAAGGAGGGAGUCUAUUUUUUGGUACUGUUCGUCAGUCUAGGUAUGACAUCAUAUCUAUACUGCUUCUUUCUGAUUGCUUCUGAAGCAAGUAAGGUGCCAUUACAGUGGUUAUAGGUUAUGUUACCAUAUUGGAGCAUUGUUUUGACAAUAACAGUCACCUUGAUAAGUUUCAUUUUCUGUUUGUUUUUUUCAUUAAGUCAGGCAAAAUUUAAUGAAAUAUUGUUAAAAAUUCAAACAAAUCUAUAGUAAAACAUUUUUUAAAGGUUGAAGUAACAAGAUUAUUCAUUUAUUCCACUAAAAGUAUUUCACAGAGAAAUUCAAAUAUACCUAAAUCCAAACAGCAUUAAAAAAAUUAAAUAGUCCAACAAAUUUUAACGUGAGGUAAAUACUAAAAAAUUCAAACAUUGAAAAAAUCAAUUUGUUUUUAUAAUUGAAGUACUGAUUUACUAUUAAUAAAACUACAAAACAUUGCCUGCUGUAAUUUCAUUACAUAUAAAUAUAUAUAUAUAUAUAUAUAUAUAUAUAUAUACUAUUAAUCAAUUAUAUAAUAAUUACUAUUACUAAUCAAACUAACAAUUAGUAAUAAAUUUAAAAUCAGAGAUACAUCCCCAGUUCUUCAAAUAACACUAUAUCAUCUUAUUAAUACCAUGAAUGCUUAUAUUUUAUAUUCAAAAUAUUACAAGAAACCAUCAUUUUGUGAAAGGGCAUUAAUAUGUAGAUAAUUAUUAACAUCUUAUAGUACAGACAUAACCUAAACUUUGAUAUUUAACUUCAACUCCCAGAAAAAAUUACAUGUAUUAAUUAAAUAAGAUCGAAACUCCAUUAUCAUAUGUAUAGCUGUCCUUCCGAUAGAAAUGAAAACCAUUAAAUUUUAACAUUUUUAAUAAAAUUAUUUCAAACUAGGAUGCUAAAUUGAGAGGAUCAAGUCCGGAGAGUGAGUAGUUUUAGCGAAAUAGACAAGCAUUAAUGGUUGGCACUAUGGAAUGGCAGUCGCUGCCGUGAGCAGUACCUUAAGAUAUCUCAAUGAAUUAGAAAUGGCAAAAGUUUAUUUCAUCAAGCUUUAUAAUUCUAGAAAUACUCCCGGAUACAUUAACAGAUUUGACUCAGGUUUAACACAUAUAUCUUAUUCCAUUAUAAAACAAGUUAUUAAAUGAGCAACAAAGACUUUAAAAAUGAACAGCAAUAGAUUACCAAAGGAAUACUUCAAAAUACUAAUUGGAUUGGAUCGUUCAAAUUUUUCAUCGUUCAUGUUUAGUCAGAAGCAUACUUAUAGGGACAAUAUUAUAAGCUGUACAAUAAUUUUAUCCCUUUACACAUAAGGCUCAGCAGUACCUUACAACUGGCCUACCUGAUCAUGUUCAAAGAAUUAUCAUGCUGUUACACACUGCCAAUGAUUAUAAUUUUAAAGUAUAUGUAAACAAAACUGUAAUCAAAUUUGUUCGUAAAUGCUAUGGCUGAUUUUCUAAAUUCAAAUGUGGUAAUUUUGAUCUUUCUGACUCGUAUCGAUCAGGAAAACCAUAAAUGUUAGACAAUGACGUGUAAAGGGCGGAAGUGGAAGCAAAUACUAGUCAAAUAAUCGAAGAUUGUCAAACAGCCUUAACCAACCUUGAUUGACUAUCCACCAUAAGCAACUUAUUGCUUCAACAGAAGCAUAAAAUGCAAAAGGCAGUGGAUCUCUCCAAAUGAAUAGACACGAAGUACUGCUAAGCCAUAGUUACACCACAAAAAUGCUCUUAUAUGUUUUUGGUGAAGUAUUGGCAGAACUGUUCAUUUUUAAGUGCUAAAUCCUGGAGAGAUGUUAAUGCAGACCUUUACUGUGAACAAUUAGAUCGUGUAAAUCAAUCUUGAAAAGAUUGAUCUUCUCGCUGAUUAGAGGAAUAAAUUUCUGAAUUAAGUGAGCUUCAAUACGUUGUCAUGGAUCUGUUUAAUGAUAAUAUUAUCAGAUUUGAGAAUGCCCGACCGAGCAUUAAGUUUUUGUUACUUUUUAGACUUAAAUGAUGCCAGGAUCCAAUAUUAUAUUGUCGGGGAAACUUUUCAAGAAAAUACUUUCGGAUUUGAAAUUGUGCAACCACGUUACUUUUUGGAUUUAAUAGAUAUUAAAAUCAGAUAGUAUUGACAUAAAAAGGCACCACCGACAACACAAUAGAGGACUCUAAUAUCGAUUAAAUCCUAAAGAUUACAAAAAUGUGAUGUACAAUUUGGGAAUCUCAAAUCUGAAAGUAUUUCCAUAAAAAGUGCUCCUGACAACAUAAUAUUGGACCCUAAUAUCAUUUAAAUCCAAAAAGUUACAAAAACAUGAUGCGAAGUUGCGCAUUCUCUAAUCCGAUAAUAUAUUAAAAUAUUUAAGAUAAUAUAAAUAUAAUAAAAACCGCCCCCGACAACAUAAUAGUGGACCCUAAAAUCGAUUAAGUGGGUCUUACAUAGCCCCAACAUGGACACCAUUAUGGAAGGAAUUAAAAGAAAGUAUCUAUACUCAUAAUAGAGAUCUAGUAGUUGAAAAAUAAAAAGUACUCAAAGGAGUUUGGCUGAGAUAUUUCUGUAAUCGGAUAUAACACUGCGAGUAUUUCCUGUUGCUGACGCCAAUAUGUGAUUAUUUUUAUUUAUUUCCACCAUAUAUAUAUAUAUAUAUAUAUCAUAAUAUGGGGUGUUAAUUUUAUUUUGUCCAUAAAUGUCACCUAGAUAAUUUAUUUAAUUUAGUUUUUUUGUUUCCAUUUAUACAACAUUAAAUAUUUUGCAUCCGAGACGUCCCAGCGAUGAUGUUUUCAGCCACUUCCGGGACUCCCCACAUCUCAUCAUGACACUUGUUUUAUUUUUGCACCAGCGAAGUGCAAAAAUAAAACAUUACGAAAUUCAGUAUGGCUGCUGGUUGCACUACGUUACGAACUGCCUCCAUGAGGUUCUCAGUCCUGCUCCCGUCAGCUGCAUCAGUGAGGUUAAAACACUUGGUAUGACCGGCCAGCUGGAGGUUAUGUUUUAUUUUAAUUUAUGAACAAUUUAAAGGUGAGUGGCGCCCCUUUAAAAGACAUUAAAACAACUCAUAGUAAGGCAAGGUGACUUGAUCACUGCUCCGUGCUGAAUUUUAUAAGUGAAAUUGUAGAGUAGUGGCUAGCAUACUGUUCUGUUAUGGUAAAGGUCCCCAGUUCAAUUUUGGUACCACCUCUAUUCCUUUUUUUUUUUUCUCUUUUAUUGUAUAAAAAUAUUAAUUUAAAAUUAUACAUUUAUAUAAUUUUUUUCUGUACCAUCUCAAAUCUGUUCAUUUAUUUUAACAUUUUUAUUAAAUAAUAAUUAAUUAGAUCGCAUACAUAGAUAUAGUAAAUUUAAUUUAUCAAUUUGAGAUUGUUUUAUUUCUUUCGUUUAAUGCUUUAAUACAAUUUUGUUUCUCUAAUUAUUUUAUUAUUAUUAUUAUUAUUAUUAAGAGAAAUAUUAUUCAUUUAUUCAAUCAUGAAUUUUGUAGCAUGUUCAUUUCAUUUGUUUAUUAUUUUCAAUAUAUAUAGAUUUUCUGCUAUUCGGCAUUUCAUCUUUUAUACAUAUUUAUCCUCAAUGGAUUUCAUUAUUUUAACAUAAGUUAAUUAAUAAGGCUAUAGUGCCUAUGGAUUAGGUUGUGCAGAAUUGGCUGUUCACACUUGAACGCCUGCUGCCACCACGCCUGUACUUAACUAAUGUAUGAUUAUGAUUAAUGCUGCGUGAGUACUCUCAGUACUCGCCGAAGUCGAGCAUGGCUGAGUAUAGAAACUACUUGUUACUUUUUCUUAAUAAAUCAUGUAAGUUAUAGAGUACUGCCCAUCUCUGCCCUGUUCCAAUAACAAAAAUGUACAUCUUUCUUUGGGUAAUUUUCCUGUUUUGAAAAUACGUUAAGGUUUCAUUUUAUUUGAUUAAUAAUUCUGAUAUUUUGUGAGAACUAAAAAUAACACAGUUCACAGAUACUGAUUUAAGCAAUGCCUGAUUCCAUUUAAAAUUACUACAUGAUAAACCAAUUAUAAAGGGAAUUGAUGACAAUAAUUUGCAAAACUUACUGUUAGAACUUGAGUAUCCACCAUAUCCAGACGAUCCUCCCCCAGACCUCGAAGGAUUUCUUGAAGGUCCACCACCUCCGCCGCCACCACUGCUUCCUCCCUGUUGACGGUAGUCCCGUGCUCCAAAUCCACUGGAGAAUCUACCGCCGCUGAAUUCAUUAAUAUUGUUUGCAUACAAUAUCCACACUUAAUGACAAUGGACCUUUAUUUUACUGAUAAGUUUUGAUAACUGUUGAACCAUAUACUGAUCUGCUUUUUUUAUUGACAUUGAAGUGUGGAAAAUUAUAUAAAAUGCAAUUUUAUUUAUUAAAAACAAAAUCAUGCUGAGUACAUCAAACUGUUAUAGAUAUAAUAAACACAAUUUUCCUUAUUUAAAAAAAGUGUAAACGUUGUGAGUGAUGACUAAUUUUAUCAUUUAGUUACCCUUACACCAAUUAAAAAAGUUUUGGAGUGUCUGUGAAUAAAGCUUAAAUUGAUUUAAGAGUUCAAGUUAAGGAUCCAAUAUUAUAUUUAUACAUUCGCUUUUUUUAAAUAAGGAAUAUCAAGAAUUUAGUAUACAUAAAUAAAUUAAACUGAGGCUUUAAAUUUGAUUUCAUUACCAAUCUUUUGCACUACAAUUAAUUAAUCAAAUCAAACUACAUUAAAAUAAGUUUUCAAUUAACGGGCAACUGAAAACUUAACUUAUUAUGAACAGCAUCUCAAAUAUUUAAUAAUAUACUGACAACUCUUUAUGGUAUAAUAAGACAGCAUAUGCCAAGAAACAAAUAUAUGAGAUGUGCAAAAUAAAAUUAAGCGUACUCACCCGAAGUACGUAGAAAAUAAGACUAAUACCUCAUAAUGAAAGACCAAGGUAGGAUGAUAGCUCUGGAUAAACCCUUGGAGGUUUUAAAGGUGUGAUCAUGGUCAAUGGUCAAAAAGGAAGAGACAAGAAGUUCCCUAACUGCUAAAUAUAAGGGAUUGGGGAAAAAGAUGAUUCAUAAUGUGGAUAAAGAGAAUUGGAAUCCUGAAAACAGCCUCGCUAACAUUAUUGGAUCAUUUGCUAUCAAUUAUCUAAUAUAUAAUUAAUAACAAAAGUUAAAAAAUAUAAAAUUAAUCCAUGCAACAAAUCCUUGGUGUGAAAAAAUAUUGAACAAUACAUUAAUUGCCUAUAUAUGAAACAUAUCAAUAAAAUACAACCUAGAAUCAACUAUUUACUUUUUUUUUUUUUUUUUUUUUUUUUACAUUUCUAACUUCCUUAAAUCAUUAUUAUAGAAUAUUAUUUAUGUACAAUGUGAUUAGCUUCCUUUAAAAUAUAAUUUUAAGAUAUUUGGUUGCCUUUUUGAAGCUUUAAAAAUAAUAUGAAUGCUGAUGUUGCAGCAGCACGUGUACCUAGCAAAUACUAAGGCGACACACUACAUCAUUAUCUUCUUGUGGAGCCACUGUCUACACUCACUACUUUCAUAAAGAAAAUAGACUCCUUUCUUACUUCAAUACAAUAAAGUCAAGUAAGAAAGGAUGUACCAUCCUCCAACCUUAAGUGUUCAGACAACAGACCCUUCCAUAGGAAAACCUGGGCAAAGGAAGAAGAAUACUCCAAAAGAGUUAAUCCAAAUCAUCCACACAUUUAAGUCAAGUGGAAUCAUAAGAUUCAUGCCUUGUCAUAAAUCACACCUCUAGCACUGUCCUUUAAACACGUUUGUGUCCAUGAUAAGCAUUAAAACUUAUGACUGGGUCCGGUGCCCUGGCCUCCUCCAGUAGUUUUUGCCAGUUCUUUCGAUUUAGUGCAGCUGUCUUCUUAAUUCAAACACCAGUAAGAUUCCUCAAACCUUCUUUUACAUCAUCUGAGCAUUAUUAUCUGGGAGAGCCUCUCAAUAGUGUUCCAGAUGGUUUAUUAUAGAUUAGAUCCAAUUUCACACUUAAGCAAGCAUGUGUUUUUUCUUGACUAGAUAGUCCUGUGCUUCACAGAUCCUUCCAUAGAUUUCAUUUUAAUAUACUAUAUUGUCUUUAUCAGGCAACUUUUUUAAAACAGAGCAGUUGAGUUUCCCUCAUUAAAUGGUUUGUUAAAAUCAUGAAUAGGGAACAUAAAUCUAGAAACAACUUAGAAAUAGAACUCACGUAACCAUAAAAAAAUAACAUUUAAACAAUAACAUAUCUACCAAUAAUUCUUAUCGGCUAAUUUAUGACAGAUAAGAUCUAUCAGGGUGGCUACCAAACAGUUAAAAUAAAAUUCCCUGACAUUUUCCUAUUUAAUGAUAGAUUUCUCUGACCAAUAUGUCUGUGGACAUAAAUAUUAAAAAUGUAUAAUUUAUAACUAAAUUUAUUUAUUAUACAUGAAAGGAAAUUGACUAUAAAAUGAUUUGAGUAAAAAAAACAAAAAAAAAAAACAUUCUUUUAAAUAACAAAUAUAAUGUUUUAGAGGAAUUAUUUUUUAAGCUUGAUUAGGAUUUUUAUUUUAGAAAACUAAACAUUUAGUAAUUUAUUUUUAUCGCCUUUAUUUUAUUUUCAUGAACUGAGAGAGGGUAAAAGUUGAUGCUUAACACAUAAAGCUCUAUUAUAAAAUAAAGUGAGCUACAGGGGAUUCUGAUAUUAAUCUAGUUUCUUUAUUACUAUAAACAGCACAAUAAUUAUCCAUAUUACACCAACUAUUCAACUUCUGGUUAAGAAAUGCUCUUUGGGGCACCACGGGUCGAACGAAUGAUUGAUGGCCAGCGAGAUCUUGAUACAGAUGUGUACAUAAAUAAUGAAUAGUAUUUGUAUGUUUUUUUUUUUUGUUUUUUUUAAAUACUGUUUUAAGUACAUUUUGUUCGAAUUUCAUUCAUUACCUUUGUUUGAUAUCAAUAUAAUGACCAGUGCCAUUAUUGACGGUCAAAAGUGGAUUAAUAUAGCGAUCACGGUCGUUUAUAACGUUUAUAUAUAAUGAAGUUGAAGACCAUUCAAGGUCGAGUUUGCCCCAUAAACGAUAUCCACUUUAUAUUUAUUUCCAAUUUCAAAAAAAAAAAAUUUCCAAUUUAAAAAAAAAAAAAAAAAAAAAACAUCGACAUACUAAAAAAAAAAAUUCCUUGACUUUAACAAUUUUCCCCUGACUUCUCCCUGUUUUAAAAAUUCGCUGAUUUUUCAAAAUUUUUUUUGUUAUUUGGAAAAUGAAUUUUCCAGGUCGGUCACCACCCUGUUUAUUCAUAGUUUAAUUCUUCUUUGGAGUUAAGAAAUAAAAUGAAAACAAGCACGCCUCUUACACAAAUUUGAUCCAAACAAGAUUAACAACUAACCUACAUUUUUUUCUAAAGAAAAACUAGAAAACAGUGAAACAAGAUAAAUCAUGCCACCAAGUAAUGUAAUUUCCUCAUAUUUAUAAUAACUGAACUGUUUUACAUCCUUGGCUCAUGAAUCAUCUGAUACAGUAAAAAUUAAAAACUUCAUAAAAAACAAAACAUCAAUAUAUAUAAUAAUCCAGAUAUUUAAAUCUAAAAAUUACACAAAAAUGAAUAUAACCAAGAUAAUAUAUUUUAAAAGGCAAACAAUAUUCUUUAAUUUAAAUAGCUGAUUCUGAUGAUUCUAAAGUGAUAUAUAAAUAAAUGUUUUAUACAAGUUGUUAACAAAAAUAACAGCAUUCACACCACAGAACUAACUAGUUUUUAGCAGUUUAUAGAUUAACAAUAACCAAAUAAGUGAACCUUUCAAAAUUCUAGAAGAAUUUAGGAUCAACAAACAAGAGUAAAACUUAAGUUCGGGGUUUAAAGAGAGUAUCUAAGAGAUAAGUAAUCCUAAGCUGGGAGCGCAAUAACAUUUUACUUAACAAUAAACCAUAAACAAAAUUAAAUUCCACCUUACUCAAAAGAAUUCAUUAUGUGAAUGAAUAUCAAUAGAGCUAAAAGUAUACCUCUUAAGCAAAUAACACAUUUAGUGAAAGCAUGAAAUCUUAAUUCCUUAAAACCUUUGGAAAAUAAUAAGUUAGAAAAAUUGGUAGAAUAACUUCUAAAAAGUAAGUUGAUUUGAAGAAUGAUUUACCCUUUGCCGCCUCGGCGAGAUGAAAGAGGCUGCUUAGUUUCCGCAGCCAUUCUCUGCAUCCAUGAAGGCAUUGUUUGCUUCGUUUCUUGUAUAAGAUCAAACAGAUCCCUAACUAAAUUCCUAUUCUUAUCAUUGAAGAAAGAUGUUGCCAAACC
This is a messenger RNA of Nezara viridula (southern green stink bug), 21228 nucleotides long. The record is from the annotation of a GenBank genome assembly. NCBI's taxonomy places the organism in Eukaryota, Metazoa, Arthropoda, Insecta, Hemiptera, Pentatomidae.